AUGAAGCUGCGGGUCCGGCUUCAGAAGCGGACCUGGCCGCUGGAGAUGCCAGAAGCCGAGCCGACUCUGGGGCAGCUGCGCGCGCACCUGAGCCAGGCCCUGCUGCCCACCUGGGGGUACAGUUCCGAUACCCGGUUUGCAAUUACACUGAACAACAAGGAUGCCCUCACUGGAGAUGAAGAGACCUUGGCUUCAUAUGGGAUUGUUUCUGGGGACUUGAUAUGUUUGAUUCUUGAAGAUGACAUUGCAGCACCUAACUUACCUUCAUCCACAGUUUCAGAGCAUUCCUCACUCCAGAAUAAUGACCAACCCUCUUUGGCCGCCAGCUCCAGUCAGUCCAGCAUACAGGAUGCACGACUGCGUGACUCACUCCAAGGACAGGCAGCCCAAUCUGAAGUCUGGAAUGAUGACAGUAUGCUGGGGCCUGGUCAGCGUUCUGAAGCUGCGUCAGCUCCAGAUGUGGAUGUGGAGGAGGGCGCGGGUUUCUGUCCCAUGGAGCCCAUGCUCUGCAGCGAAUCAGUGGAGGGGCAAGUGCCACAUUCAUUGGAGAUCCUGUAUCAGUCAGCUGACUGCUGGAACCCCUGCGAUGCCCUGAUAGUAUCCAUACAUCUUCUCAUGUUGGAGUCGGGUUACAUACCUCAGGGGACUGAAGCCAGAGCCGUGUCCAUGCCGGAGAACUGGAGGUUGGGGGGCGUGUAUAAGCUGCAGUACGCGCACCCUCUCUGUGAGGGCGGCUCUGCUGCGCUCACCUGUGUGCCUUUGGGGAACCUCGUCGUCAUAAAUGCUACCCUAAAAAUCAACAGUGAGGUUAGAAGCGUGAAAAGACUGCAGCUGCUGCCAGAAUCUUUUAUUUGCAAAGAAGAAUCAGGGGAAAAUGUAGCCAUGAUAUACAAAGAUCUUCAGAAACUCUCUCGCCUCUUCAAAGACCAGCUGGUGUAUCCUCUUCUGGCUUUUACCCGGCAAGCACUGAACCUACCAGAUGUAUUUGGGUUGGUAGUCCUCCCAUUGGAGCUGAAACUGCGGAUCUUCCGACUUUUGGAUGUUCGUUCUGUUCUGUCCCUGUCUGCAGUUUGUCGUGACCUCUAUAUUACUUCAAAUGAUCAACUUCUGUGGAGGUGUUUGUAUCUGCGAGAUUUUCGAGAUGGUAGUGUCAGAGGUCGAGACACAGAUUGGAAAGAACUGUACAAGAAGAGGUACAAACAAAGAAAAGAAGCCCAGAGAGGGCGGCAUGUGAUGUUCUUGCCAUCAUCACCCCACCCCAUUCCAUUCUACCCCAACCCCUUGCACCCCAGGCCUUUCCCUCCCAGUUCUCUGCUCCCUCCAGGAAUUAUCGGUGGUGAAUAUGAUCAAAGACUAACCCUUCCCUAUGUUGGGGACCCAAUCAAUUCACUCAUCCCCGGGCCUGGGGAGACACCCAGCCAGUUCCCUCCACUCAGACCACGUUUUGACCCAAUGGGCCCACUUCCAGGUCCUAACCCCAUCUUGCCAGGGCGAGGUGGCCCCAGUGACAGAUUUCCCCCAAGACCCAGCAGGGGUUGGCCAACUGACAGCCGGCUACCAUUCAUGUGA
Messenger RNA from Rangifer tarandus platyrhynchus (Svalbard reindeer), 1569 nucleotides. The record is from the annotation of a GenBank genome assembly. Lineage: Eukaryota; Metazoa; Chordata; Mammalia; Artiodactyla; Cervidae.